Molecule: messenger RNA, 1488 nt
Organism: Trichomonas vaginalis G3
Lineage: Eukaryota; Parabasalia; Trichomonadida; Trichomonadidae
Product: protein serine/threonine kinase protein
Exons: 2
Coding region: 1-1488 (495 amino acids)
Biological process (GO): protein phosphorylation; microtubule cytoskeleton organization; intracellular signal transduction
Cellular component (GO): cytoplasm
Molecular function (GO): protein serine/threonine kinase activity; tau-protein kinase activity; ATP binding
Source: RefSeq, a predicted model, not a curated record
AUGGAAUUUGCAGAAAAAAUCGGAGAUUACGUAGUUGAAAGAGUUCUAGGCUCAGGAAGUUGUGGUAAAGUUAAAUUAGCCAGAAAUAUGCAGACAGGACAAUUUGCAGCGAUAAAAAUUAUCAAAAAAUCAUUUUUCGAAAGCAAACCAAAUAUCAAAGAGAAAAUUCAACGAGAAGUUGCGGUUAUGCGCAUAUUUAAGCAUAGUCGAUUACUAAAAUUAUUAGAAAUCUGCGAAAGUCCUCAUCAUAUUUAUUUAGUACUUGAAUAUGCAUCGAAUGGAGAGUUAUUUGAUUACUUAAUCAGUCGAGGCUGCCUAUCCGAGGCGGAAGCCAUGCAUUUCUUUAGACAAAUCAUAUUCGGCAUCGAUUUUCUUCAUUCCAGAUCAAUUUGUCAUAGAGAUAUUAAGCCAGAGAAUCUUCUCUUAGAUGAACACAACAAUAUUAAGAUAGCUGACUUCGGUUUUGCUAGAAUUGCAAGUUCUGAUCCUCUUACCACUUAUUGUGGUUCAAUUUACUACGCAGCUCCAGAAAUCGUCAAUGGAGUUCCAUACCAUGGGUUCCCUGCUGAUAUUUGGAGCUGUGGAAUUGUAUUAUACACAUUAUUAACAGGUAAACUUCCAUUCCAAGAUCCAGCAUACAGAAAAACAGUUGAAAAGAUUAAAUCUGGACAUUACGUGAUGCCUGACGUUUCCGAUCCAAUUAACGAUCUUCUUGCAAACUGUCUUAACUCCGAUCCCAACAGUCGCUUUACUACAGCCCAAAUCAAAGCACAUCCAGCUUUCCGCAUUGGUCUUCCUGAAGAUUACAUUCUUCCAAAGCCUCUUCCAAUUCCUUUCUACUCCGAUCCCAUUCUCCGUGAAGAGUUAGACCACAACGCUAUUAUAACACUCACACAGAUGGGAUAUUCCUCGCAGGAAGAGAUAGAAUCACAGCUCCAAACACAAGGAUCUUCGAUGGCGAAGGUUUUGUAUUUCAUGCUGAUUACACAAGGUUCAAUUGAUUCUCUUCCAUGGCAAUUCACUGAGAACCAAGACAUGAUGAUGCCUAUGGAUAAUUCCGGAAUGGAAAUGGAAUCAAACCAAGUGUUCGGAGCAGGUUCUUUGGAUUCUUACGGGCGAAGAAGACAAAACACUUAUGAUGUCAGUUCUCCUGAAGUUUAUUCACUCGCGACAAGGGCACAAUGGGGAAAUUUCCCGAACAAAGAAUAUCCUCAAGAAGUAGUUCAGCCUUUUGUCGAUAUACAAUUGCCAGCAGAAGUAAUCUUGGCUCACAUGCAACAGUUGCUCUCCAAUCUCUGCUUCAAAUGGUUCCAUCCUGAUGAUAUGACAAUCAUCGCAAGAAGACUUGAAGACAGAGCAACAAUCGUUGUAACAUUAGAAUACACGGCUGAGGAGUGGAUAACAAUGAAUUUGAGCUACUCGGAGAUAGAACAAUCUGAAAUAUAUGUUCUCAAUGAUACAGUUCUUAAUAUGUUAAGUGAAUUUUAG